Molecule: messenger RNA, 1068 nt
Organism: Chlorella variabilis
Lineage: Eukaryota; Viridiplantae; Chlorophyta; Trebouxiophyceae; Chlorellales; Chlorellaceae
Exons: 3
Molecular function (GO): kinase activity
Source: RefSeq, a predicted model, not a curated record
UACGACUGUCUGGGCCUGGCGCAGGCCAUGGUGGACAUUGCCUCGGCCGUGGACGAUGACAUGCUGGCCCGCCUGCAAGUGGAGAAGGGCAGCCGCAGGCUGGUCAGCCUGGAGGAGCGCGGCGCGGUGCUGGCCCAGCUGGAGGGCCGCGAGUACUCGGUGGCGGCCGGCGGCUCGCUGUCCAACACGCUGCUGGGCCUUGCGCGGCUGGGGCGGGCGGCCGCCGAGGCACGCGGCGAGCCGCCGCUGCGCGUCGCCAUGGCGGGCCUGCUGGGCGACGACCUGCUGGGCGAGUUCUACCGCGCGCAGAUGGAGGCGGCCGGGGUGCACGUGGCCUCGCCGCCGCUGGCGGGCGGCGCCACUGGCACCGUGGUAGUGCUGACCAGCCCCGACGCGCAGCGCACCAUGUGCUCGCACCUCGGCACGGCGGCGGAGGUGGCGGUGGACGCGGCGCUGCAGGCCGCCAUCGCCCGCUCCCGCCUGCUGGUGGUGGAGGGGUACCUGUGGGAGCUGCCGGGGGCGCAGCGCACCGUCGCCAAGGCCAUCGCCGCGGCGCGCCGGCACGGCUGCGUGGUGGCCAUGACCGCGGGCGACGCCGGGGUGGUGCGCCGCCACGCCGCCGCCAUGUGGGCCGCCAUCGACGCCGGCGUGGACCUGCUGUUCACAAACGCGGGCGAGGCGGAAGCCCUGCUGCUCCACGAGCCGCGCGGGGAGGCGUGCCAGGGCGGCGGCGCGGCGGCGGCGGCCGCGGGCCACUGCGCCACGGGCGAGCAGCUGGCGCUGCGGCUGGGCCCGCACUGCUCCGUGGUGGUGGUGACCGACGGCGACCGCGGCUCCUACAUGACCGCCCUGGGCCAGCUGCACUGCGUGCCGCCCUGCUGGAUGGACGCGCCUCCGGUGGACACGUGCGGCGCGGGCGAUGCGUACGCCGCGGGCCUGCUCUACGCCUACCUGCGCCAUCACGACCUGGUCAGCAUGGGCCGCACCGCGGCGCGCGUGGCCACCGCCGUCAUCUCCAAGCACGGCGCCACGCUGACGCCCGAGGCCGCCGACGCGCUGGCGCGCUCG